AUGGCGCAGCAGCAGCAGCAACAACGGCGGCAGCAAGGACGGGAGCAAGGACGGGAGCAAGGACGGGAGCAACGACGGGAGCAACGACGGGAGCAACAGCGGCCACCCCGGCCACAACAACAACGCCAGCAGCAAGAGCGACUGUGUCGGCAGCGCAUAGGAGCGAAGACGGAGGCCCGGUGUACGGCCAUCAUGCACCGAGGGAAUGCGCAGGCUGUGCUUCUUGUGGUCAUUCCAGACGGCAUACUGAAGAGUUGGACCACGUGUCUGUGGUGGCGGCAGAUGAUACCGCUGCAGCUGGCAGGGAUGUUGAUCAGAGAAGCGUGCUCCGUCGGGGCGAGGGAGCUGGCGGUGUGGUGGUGGUACAGCCGCGCCGCCUAG
Messenger RNA from Monosiga brevicollis MX1, 381 nucleotides. RefSeq lists its product as uncharacterized. The record is from RefSeq and is a predicted model, not a curated record. The transcript has a single exon. The coding region runs from base 1 to 381 and encodes 126 amino acids. NCBI's taxonomy places the organism in Eukaryota, Choanoflagellata, Craspedida, Salpingoecidae.